This is a messenger RNA of Mycetomoellerius zeteki, 1221 nucleotides long. RefSeq lists its product as uncharacterized. The annotation marks the transcript as partial. NCBI's taxonomy places the organism in Eukaryota, Metazoa, Arthropoda, Insecta, Hymenoptera, Formicidae. The record is from RefSeq and is a predicted model, not a curated record. The transcript is spliced from 8 exons.
AAACAGAAACUAUUCUGUGACAAUAUUUUAAAUGGUCAUAAAUUAGACUCAAAUAAAUCAUUAAUGUCGCAUAAAACGGAUGAAUCCAGAAUCACUAAAACAGCAAUGUUAAAAGAGAUAGAAAAAUCAACACAACGAUACAAUAACUUAACUAGCAAUGAUUAUAAUUUAGAAGAUGUUUUAAAAGAUUCUGUUAAAGUUCACAUUAUUUUAUCUGUAUAUCAAUUUCACGGAGAAUUAGAUGAAAAACAGAGAAAUAUUUUGGCUGAUAUUAUUGUACAUUAUGAACUUAGAAACAAUCUAAAUUAUCGAAUUACUUCUGAACGUGCAGAAUAUAUAGCAAAGAAAAUAAUUGAAUUAUUUCCUACAGAAGAAAAAUCUGUAAGAAGAAAUCUUAUAAAAUCUGGCGCUAUUAAGGUGCAAUUAAAAAAAGAAGAAGAAAUAGAAGAAAUAGCUGAUGAUUGUGAAGAUUCAGACUGUGAGCAAUACGAUUUGUGGUUGCAAAAUAAUGAUAAACCAUGGAUAAAAGUAACUCAAUUAUGGGAGAAAACAUCUAAAAUACGAUUAAAAUCUUUACAAUCCGGUGAUCAUAGUAUUCAAGAUUAUAUUAAACUCUAUUCUGCUUUAGAAGAUCCUCAAGGAUAUACCUUACUGGAAAAAGAUUUUGAAAAAUUAUAUCCUGAAGCACAUAUGAAAAUAUAUACACAAUGGGCAAAAUUGUCAGCAUUCAUUGAACAAAAAGUGGCUAAAAUAGAUCCAAAAUUUAAAACACAUUCUAAUCCAGAUAAAAAAAUAGUCCAACUUUUGUCGAAAUUACCUUCUCUUUUUCCUGUAUAUACAGCAAUUGUCGGAAAAGGAAGAAGUUACAAUUGGCGGCCAUCGUUAUGCGAAAGACGAGAAGCAUUUCUAUGGCGAAUUGAGACGUAUGGCGACUUAAAUACCAAAAUUAAUGAAAGAAGAGAGAAGUUACAUCAUUUCAAAUUAACAUUGCAACCACAGGCUGUCAUCAUAGGACCUUCAGAAACUGAUAUAAAACAUAGUAUAGUAAUCGUUGAUAAAAUACAUUAUGAAGUGGAAUCACCAUUAAAAGCUAUUGAUAUAGUCUUUAAAUGUAUCCAUAGCCUACAUGCUGAAUAUCCUAAGGAAAGUGAACAAGUUUAUCUUUUUCUACAAACUGGUAUUUAUGGUAUUACUUCCAAAUACGAUAAAAAAUUUAGCGCC